AUCCUAUCUCUUUUUUCAUGCUUUUUGGGAGUGUCCAGAUAUCACUUCAGUACGUCAGGCAUAGAACAUUACAUUAAGGUUGAAUUUUCUUGGGAACUGAUGGCACAGCAAACCAAAUUUGAAGAUCAAGAUGAUCACUAAAACACAUUUUUACGCUUUUUUUUACGCGCUAAAGCGAACGCCGUGAGUUAGGGAUUGUGAAAAUUUCAAACGUUCGGUUAAAAACAUAAAGCGCGAAAUAGAGGAGAUGCAAAUAAACUGAAAAUCCACUGGUCUUGGUAUCUGAUAUAAACGUCAGAGACGUCCAAUAAAAAUUCCAACCUAGAUCACGUCCAAGUAUAUCCUGUAUACCUUAAAACCCUAGUACAAAAUUUUGAAAAGGGCAAAGGAACACAAACGAACCCUCUAACCCUUUCCCGUAGACAAUGUUAUGGUCUUAUUUGUCGCCCUAAAUUUUAAAUCUGUGAACGAAAUCCUGUGGUGCUACCAUUUAAAUGAAACCUCUUUAGCAUUAAUUUAGCACAGUACUAUUCAUUUCGCAGGAUUUUACAAAGAGGAAUUCAGAAUUGUUGGGGAUUUUUUUCACUGGCCAUUAUUAGUAGAAAAAGGGUUAACCGCAUGUAUAAAUUUUCUAGGCCCCUAUGACAUCUAAUGCUCAGAAGGUAAAGAUACGCUCGUACCAGAAGUCAGAUAAAGAAGUCUGCCAAGACCUAUUCACUCAAGGAAUGGAACAACUCAUCAGCCUUGUUACGCGGGUAGUCUUUCCAAGAUACUGUUGGAUUCUUGCCGUCUUGUCUGUGUUUGCUAUCCUUGCAGCCAUUAAAUGGAACUUGUGGAUAUUCGUUGUCUACAUUUUUGCUUGCGUGGUCCUUCUUGCUCUAUUGUAUGUCGACAUCUACUUUGAGUGCUGGAAAUUCAUCAAUUCCUGUCUGGCUUCGGACUUGAAGGACAUUGACAAGACUUACAUGUCUACUGAUGAGUGUCACAUGUGGGUGGCAGAGUGGGGUGGAAAUGUUGUUGGAAUGGUGGGACUCGUUCAUAAUGAGAGUCACAAACCAGGAGUCGCUGAACUGCAGAGAAUGUCUGUAUCGCCUGUCUGUAGACGAAUGGGAAUUGCCAGGAAACUGCUCGAUGAACUGCUCCAACAUGCCAAGAAACAGGGCUUUGAGAAAAUUGUCCUGACUACAACCAGUGCACAAACACCUGCAAUUCGACUUUACAAAAAGUAUGGCUUUAAACUCAUGGCUGUCUUUCCAUAUCCUCAAAAACUUCUUGCAGAUUUACAAUACAGUUGCUUUGACCUUCAACUGAAGAUCUAAACCGUAUUCCGUGCUCACUAGGACUAUAUCCACGUCAAGAGCACGUUGUAGCUGCGUUUUAGAACUUACGUAGUCAGUAAAUGCUGCAGAACGAACAAUCGCAAGACCAACACCAUGCCAUGCCAUCGCUCCUCGGUCAAUUGCUUGCAGGGACAAGUAAGGGAAACGGAUUUGUCGAAAAUAGAAAUCAGUGGAAGAUUUCGUUAAAAUAGCUAAACAACAGACAUUUUGUUAAACGUAUAACACAUAGAUCAAUGAAUGUAUCUCUACAAACACUUCAGACUGACAAGAACAUGUUUUACUUUGUCACGUUACUUUGUUUUGUACGAUCGACUUCAAUGAUUGAAAAAAUACGAAAAUUUAAGCUCAAAAGUAUUUUCCCCCCCUUUUUUUUAGGAGAUCCCCACUCUAAACAUUGAAACCCGGAUGUGUCGAAAUAAAAACCUGAUAAAUCUAUUUGCCACGGAAAGGAAAACGUAUUUGUGAAGUCUGAUAGCCUUUGACCUCGGUUUACCCAAGACAAGAAAGAAAUAUCUCCACGUAAUACUAAUCUGAUCAGAAAGAUAGCUUUGUCCAAGCAAGACUAUUGACAAGGACGCACGAACAAGGGAGAGAAACCAAUCGGGUCAUUGCAGUGGGCUGAUUUCCUCUCCUUUGAUUCGUUUAAUAGAGUAAAAAUCUCUUCUCUCUAAGGGCUUGAUGUUAAAAACCAAAAGAAAAAGAAAAGGCAUCGUCAGUGCUAAAAAUACACGUGUAAUUUCACUUCCCAGCAAUAAGUCUUGUCGCGACCAGUGACCUCUUGGCUGGAACAUCGGCGAGACGGCGCGAGAACCGGAAAGCAAAUCACCUCGGGCCAAUGAUGAUUUCUGCGCGCCGUCACGUCCACAUUGCACAACACGUUCUCCCUAAUUAAAAUAGCAUCGCUGGAGAAAUUAUUUAAAUAGAGGGUCAUACGUAAGGCGCGGAGCUAGAAACAGAACACGACGAACUUAGGUCGCAAGUGGUACUGAAACAAGUUUUAUUAACCACUCACUCACAACUACACUGAAACCUCUCUUUCGAGAGUAAGGAUCAAAAACGAUAGUAUACUACACUUUACUCACUCACCCCUACUAACCCCUUUGGAGUUACAUCAUUUAGUGAAGGCUAGUAGAGGCAAGCAGGUGGGAAUGUUUAUACAUUUUUUCUCAUCACUGAUUAUGAAGAAAUUUAGCAAACGUGUAGAAAAAACAAAGGUAACAAGAAAAGACGAACAUUUUUUAAGAAAAAAAAAAAUCAAUAAUGGUGUCUACGUCAAAUACGAAUAACUAUUGUCCUGAUGGUGAAACUGAGAAAUAUGAGAUUGUGUAUUUUUAUAGUUAUGCUCCAAUUACCUGAAGAGGAUCCCCAGAACUCUCCAGAGAGCUUGGUCGCAGGCUACAAUCUUGGACAGAAUAAAAUGGAACAGGAAAUUCGCAUACCCCCGAAUCAAGGAUGAAGCCGCGCGAAGUGCAAAACAGGCUAUUUUGCCAUCUAUCUUUGAUUUUGGGUGAGCGAUAGCCUGUUUACAGACCCUCUAUUUUCUCUUCAAAGUCCGUCGAGCGCUAGUCUCCCUCACACUAGUCGAACGCAGGUGAUAAAAUAUAAACUGCAGGGCCGGAUUUAUCGACCGCCAGCACAAGGGAGCUCGCCGAUG
Molecule: messenger RNA, 2994 nt
Organism: Porites lobata
Lineage: Eukaryota; Metazoa; Cnidaria; Anthozoa; Scleractinia; Poritidae
Source: the annotation of a GenBank genome assembly